Acyrthosiphon pisum (pea aphid) is the source of this 687-nucleotide messenger RNA. Its product is annotated as putative nuclease HARBI1. The coding region runs from base 1 to 687 and encodes 228 amino acids. The record is from RefSeq and is a predicted model, not a curated record. NCBI's taxonomy places the organism in Eukaryota, Metazoa, Arthropoda, Insecta, Hemiptera, Aphididae. The transcript is spliced from 3 exons.
AUGCAAAAUCCCAUUGAAUUCUUUAACGACACACAGUUUUUUGAAAGGUUUCGAUUUCCUAAAUGCAUUGUUUUAGACAUUUUAUUGCCAAUAGUGUUAAAAAAUAUAAAACCAGUAAUCGAUUUAAGAGGACUACCUAUAAGUCCAAUUAUGAAACUUUUGACUGCACUAAGAUUUUACGCUUCAGGAUGUUAUCAGAGAGUGAAUGGUGAUAUGUAUGGAAUAAGCCAACCUACUAUAAGUCGCAUAGUAAAAGAAAUAUCAACUGCACUGUGUCAUUCACUACAAACCUGGGUUAAGUUUCCCAGCAUUGAAAGUAUUACAGAAAUAAAAAAUCAAUUUUAUCAAAUAGCCCAAUUUCCUGGAGUUACAAUGGUCAUGGAUUGUACACAUAUACAAAUUAGCAGUCCAGGAGGUGAAAAAUCAGAGUUUUAUCGAAAUAGAAAAGGCUGGAUGUCCUUAAAUGUCCAACUUAUUGCAGGACCAAAGUUGCAAAUUUUUGAUGUUGUUGCUAGGUGGCCAGGAUCAGCUCAUGAUUCUAGAAUAUUUGAAAAUAGUCUACUAAUGGUAAAUGUUUGGCUGAUGGUGGUUAUGCUCAAACAAGGUUUGUCUAUACUCCACAUCCGAAUCCUCAAACAGCAGCACAAAAAAAAUAUCAAAAAUCUCAUAUUAAAACCAGGAAUGUAA